Molecule: messenger RNA, 852 nt
Organism: Vicia villosa (hairy vetch)
Lineage: Eukaryota; Viridiplantae; Streptophyta; Magnoliopsida; Fabales; Fabaceae
Exons: 2
Coding region: 1-852 (283 amino acids)
Molecular function (GO): DNA-binding transcription factor activity, RNA polymerase II-specific
Source: RefSeq, a predicted model, not a curated record
AUGGUGUAUCCCGAUAACAUUCUCAAACUUAAUGUGUCUCAAGUUGUUUCACCUCUCGUAUCUCCUAUAUUAACUAAGGUGGUAGAUAUUCGUGAGCAUUUUGAAAAUGGAGAAGAGUUUGAAUUUCAUGACGACAUGUUGCAUUGGAUUCGAACAGAGACAAUGAAACUAGGAUUUGGUGUUGUGAUUGGAAGGUCCGAUAAUAGUACGUCUAGAAGAAAUGCAUUUGUGACUUUGACAUGCGAAAGGAAUGGGAAAUAUAUUUGUCGUAUCCAAAAAUUGAAACUCGACGAUAACGAUUCAAGAAAAUGUAAAUGCUCGUUUAAGUUGUGUGGUUAUCAUUUGGCAAAUAACAAAUGGAGAUUUAAUGUGAUAUGUGGUUUACACAACCAUGAUCUAAGUCAAAAGUUGGUCGGUCAUCCAAUUGCAUGUUGGCUUCUUCCGGAUGAGAAGAUAUGUGUAUUUGACAUGAAUUUGAGCUUAGUACCGCCCAAGAACAAUCUUGCAACCUUGAAGCGCAAAAGAUCCGGAAAUACAUCAAAUAUUAAACAAGUUUACAAUAGGCGCUAUCAAGAGAAAGUUGAAGAAAUAUAUAACGCUCUUGUACCAAGCGUGAGUGAAUUUGCACCGGAGGAAAAGUGGAUGUGUUUCUCUGAACUGGGUCAUCUAAUAGCAGGUGCGUAUGAGAGGCAUUUUGUUCAAGUGUAUUUGAAAUUGGGAUGCCCUAUACCACCUACAUCACUGGAAUGGGCGAUUCAUUUCACAAUGUCAUCUGAGACUUGGCCGGACCAAUUUAUUGAAAGGAUGCAAGACUACAACAAGUUGAACAAAAUGGAAAUAGAAAAAAAAUAA